Aureococcus anophagefferens is the source of this 465-nucleotide messenger RNA. RefSeq lists its product as hypothetical. Lineage: Eukaryota; Pelagophyceae; Pelagomonadales; Pelagomonadaceae. The record is from RefSeq and is a predicted model, not a curated record. Gene Ontology annotation, biological process: carbohydrate metabolic process. Bases 1 to 465 code for a protein of 154 amino acids. The transcript is spliced from 2 exons.
AUGGCGUUUGCGCCGGACGACGCGCGCGGCCCGUGCGGCGGCUUCUUCGACCUCGCGCUGCUGGGCAUGGGCCCGGACGGCCACACGGCGUCGCUCUUCCCGGGCCACCCGGAGAUGGACCGCGCGGACGGCGCGGUGGCCGCGGUCGUCGCGGACUCGCCGAAGCCGCCGCCGGAGCGCGUCACGCGCGUCGACCCGCGUUCCUCGUCUUUUUUCCGCGCGACCGCCGUCGCCAGGUUCACGCUGAAGACGCUCCGCGAGGCGAGGCACGUCGCCUUCGUCUGCACGGGCGCGUCCAAGGCCAAGGUCGUCGCGGAGAUCAUGCGCCUCUCGCCCGACGCCCAGGCCUACGCCUACGCCGACCCCCCGGCGCCCUACCCGGCGGCCCGCGUCCGCGCGGCCGACGGCGCCGCGACCUGGUUCCUCGACGGCGGCGCCGCGAGCGGCUUCGGCGGGACGGCCUAG